GUGGACUCGCCGUAUCUUUGGUUCCCCACAAACCCCGCAAAAAGGCCCUCCCCAAGUGCUCCGCCCACCAUCUCUCCUUUCUCAUGGCGGCACAAGAGGCCUCUGCCGGCGGCGGCGAGGACGCGCGCCGCGCUCUCGCUACCCCCGCGCUCUCGCUACCCCCGCGCUCCGCCGUCGAAUCCUUCUUCGCCUCUGGUGCCACCGCCGCCUCCUUCGCCGAGACCAGCCCCGGCCCGUUCACCCUCACCGCCGCGCUCUUCCAGGACAUGCCCUCAUCGGCCUUCCACGGCUCCUUCACCCAGCUCCUUGUCGGCGCCAUGGGCUCCCCAGCCGCACCCCCUGCUGGCGGCCCUUCCCCUCCCUCACCGUUUGCCGUGCCACCGGGGCUCUGCCCCACCGCUGUCCUCGGCUUCCCUUCGCUCUUCUCCCCUACGGGGAAUUUUGAAAUGUCCCAUCAGCAAGCGUUAGCCCAAGUAACAGCACAAGCAUUCCAUUCUCAGUAUACUGUAGACAGUCAAGCAGAUUACUCACUCCCUUUCUCAUCGGAAGCAACAUCAGCUUUGACAUCACAGUUUAUCAACUCUUCUGCAAAUGUGACAUCAAUGAAGGAGACAGCAACUCCGCCAUUGCGUACAGUUCAUGAUUACCUUAAAACAUAUGAGGUUUCACAAGGAUUCCAAACUUCGGCCCUCACCGUGGAUAAACCUGUUGAUGAUGGCUACAAUUGGCGAAAGUAUGGCCAGAAGGCAGUCAAGGGUGGAGAGUAUCCAAGGAGCUACUAUAAAUGCACCCAGGCGAGCUGUCCAGUUAAGAAGAGAGUGGAGCACUCAGCAUAUGGACAGAUUACUCAAAUAAUUUAUAGAGGCCAGCAUAACCACCAGCGUCCACCAAAAAGAAGGUCCAAAGAUGGUGGCAAUUUACUAAAUGAAGAUGAUUUCCCUGAGAACAGAGACGCUUUGACUCGAUCAGAACGAGGCUCUCAAGAUCAUUCUGGAAAAGUUGAGGUGUCAAAUGAUGGCAUCGCAGGGCCUUCAAUGUCCAAGAGGAGAGACGGAGGUGAUCAAUCGUCUGGCUCAAGUGAUAGAGAGGAGGAGGAUAAUGAUGAAGCAGGUGAUGACAAUGGAGAUGCCGGUAUUGUGAAUGCAAACAAAAGGCAAGUGCCGGCGCCAGCUCAAAGAAUCAUCGUGCAAACAACCAGUGAAAUUGAUCUUUUGGAUGAUGGCUACCGGUGGCGCAAAUACGGCCAGAAAGUGGUAAAAGGGAAUCCUCAUCCAAGGAGUUACUACAAAUGCACGUACCAGGGAUGCGAUGUAAAGAAGCAUAUUGAAAGAUGUUCGCAAGACCCAACGUCAGUGAUAACUACAUAUGAAGGCAAGCAUAGCCAUGAUGUGCCAGUAGCUAGGAGCAGCGUGGCUGCUGCUGCCAGUGCCAAUGCAUCCUCUUCCAUUAGCUUACUACAUAGAGGCCAGAAGGCAGCAUCCAGUGGCCAACGGGUAUUGCCCAGAGCAGCACUACAUACAUCGGAUUCUUCCUUGCAGCUAAAAGAAGAAAAUGAGAUAACAUAAACUUUUGGAGUACGUAGCGAGGCAAUUAUUCCCAUAUAGCCCAUUUCUGGCUGUGCUGCUGCAUUGGUUCCAAUCGAGAGGAGGAUAUUCUUCCACGAGCCUUGCUUGCACAGAGCCUGUGUUGCAGCACUGCAUCUUGCAUGCUGUACUCCCAUUGGUUCAAUUGUAUUGGUCUCCAUUCCAUGGAAAAAAUGUAGGUGGCGGAGGUUUCGUUGUUCCAAUUGUAUAUGCUCGAGUUGUAGCUCUUACCUGAUAGCCUCAUUUGUACAUAUAUCUCCUUAAGUGUCAUCUGACAGGAUGUAUUAAAGUCGUAAUUGAUGAACAAGGCAAUGGCCUUCCGUGAACCUCCUUUCAGUUUGUCGUCGCAGUGGACCUGACGCAAAAGAAAAACCAUAGUGGGUUAGCCCUUUUGUGUCUCAUAAAUCAAAGUGGUUUGAUGCUUGUGUGUCUCAUAAAAGGGGAAUAUUCUUUGAAUGUGAGACGAUGUUCUUGUUAAUAGUGAGGUGCUUGUUGUGUCU
Molecule: messenger RNA, 2083 nt
Organism: Hordeum vulgare subsp. vulgare (domesticated barley)
Lineage: Eukaryota; Viridiplantae; Streptophyta; Magnoliopsida; Poales; Poaceae
Product: probable WRKY transcription factor 4
Exons: 4
Coding region: 84-1565 (493 amino acids)
Biological process (GO): regulation of DNA-templated transcription
Molecular function (GO): sequence-specific DNA binding; DNA-binding transcription factor activity
Source: RefSeq, a predicted model, not a curated record